AUGAAGACUUCUUUCCUCGCUAUGCUCAUGGCGGCAUGGGCCGCCGUCGCCGCACCAAACGACAAGCGCAGCAGUUCUCUAGCAGCUCGGGACAAGUCAGUUGCCGAAGCCCUCAAGGCCUGGAACCCACCGUCGAGUGACCAUCAGCGGCUAGUCGACAUCACGGACGACAACAAAUCCGACAGCGACGUCAAGGCUCUUGACAAAGGGCUGGUAGAACGAAGCCUUGCCCGAACGAGGCGAACUCACGACGUGUGCGAUGCCGGCAGAUACUACUGCGACACUGUCGAGGAUUGCUACAAGAAAAACAAGGAGCACGAUUGUGAGUACACAGCCUGCGGCAAUAAGAGUUGGUUAGGCGGUGAUUGGCGCGUACAGAGAUGUAUGUAG
Molecule: messenger RNA, 390 nt
Organism: Anthostomella pinea
Lineage: Eukaryota; Fungi; Ascomycota; Sordariomycetes; Xylariales; Xylariaceae
Source: the annotation of a GenBank genome assembly